This is a messenger RNA of Pangasianodon hypophthalmus (striped catfish), 1842 nucleotides long. RefSeq names its product CD209 antigen-like protein E. The record is from RefSeq and is a predicted model, not a curated record. NCBI's taxonomy places the organism in Eukaryota, Metazoa, Chordata, Actinopteri, Siluriformes, Pangasiidae. The transcript is spliced from 6 exons. The coding region runs from base 70 to 834 and encodes 254 amino acids.
UGCAGCUGUACAGUCGCUUUCUCAGUGUUUUACUGAAUAGUUUAUAUUUUAGAAAUAUUUCAUUUAUGCAUGGAGAAGCUGAAGAGAGACAAUCACGAGGACGUGACGGUGGUCACCUAUACAACCCCCGACGAUUUUGAAGGCUACGACACAGACACAGAGGACGCCAAUGCAAAGAGUAACGAACAAAUUCAAUGCACAGAAGGAGACACGACAGAGAGAGGCUGCAUUUUUUUCACAGCAAAUGUCCUGUGUGUGGGGUGUAUUUUGUUUUUUGUUUUGCCGAUGAUUGUCAUCUCAUUGUAUGGGAUCCAAUUCAACAAAUUGACUGCAGAAAAAGACCAGUUACAGACCAGCUGCAACAUCCUGACUACAGAGAGAGACCAGUUACAGACCAGAAACAACAAAAUCCAGGAAAGGUUGGCUGCUUUUGAUGCAGAUGUUAAAUGGGGAUGGAGAUACUUCAGCUUCAGUCUUUACUACAUCUCUACUGAGGAGAAGAACUGGACUGAGAGCAGACAGGACUGCAGAGAGAAAGGAGCAGAUCUGGUGAUCAUAAAAACCACAGAGGAACAGGAGUUCAUUAUUAAAGAGCUGGGCAACUAUCGUCGGGCUUGGAUUGGUCUGAGUGACAGAGACAGAAAGGGAACGUGGAAAUGGGUGGACGGUAAAGAACUGACCAACGGCACUGGGUACUGGUAUGAUGCAGAACCGAAUAAUGCAGGUAAUAAUGAGACCUGUGUUGAGAUAUGGAAUGACCCAGAGACGAAGGGCUGGAAUAACACGUCCUGCUCUAAGGAACAAUGGUGGAUCUGUGAGAAAAGAGCUUUUUAAUGGUGGUGAAACUGCAGGGGGCAGAUGUUACAGAGUGACUGCAGUGUGUGUGCUGCUGCUGUGUGCUCUCCUGCUGACUGUCAUCACAGUGCUGUGGAUCAAAUUCAACAACCUGAGUACAGAAAACAACCAGUUACAGACCAGACACAACACCCUGACUAUAGAGAGAGACCAGUUACACAGACUUUUGCACCUGACUGUAGCAAACAUUAUUUUAUAAUCUAUAAUCUUGUGGUUUGUCUUGUAACUUUUGUCUGAGAUGCAAUGCGAUUAACUUCAGUAUCAGUCAUGUAUAUUUUAUCAUCAGUACACUGUGCAAGGCAUGCUAUUUCCUUCCUGCACUAAUACACCUGAGACAGCUCAUCAACCCAUUAACAAGGCCUUUAUGAAGUGAAAAUGGGGCUGCUAGAAUAAGAAACCAGACUGCACAACUGCACAACAUCUGCCCCCAUUCUGACAUCAACACAUAAAGAAUAAGAUACUAUUAUGGGACAAAAGUACAUGUUUAUUAGAGCUAGUAUUGAACCUAGAUUUUCAUCAGAAGUUCAAAUUGUCAUCAGAAACAUGGAAAAAAUGAUGGCUUGGAUGCCAUACAAGAUAUUUAACUUCCAAAUCUCUGCAUUUCACCUGAAGUCAUUACUGCCAUGAUUUGUUGCUUCAUUUAUUGAGCCAUUAAUACAAGAGAAAAGCUGAAUCUCAAAUCAAUCCCUACUUACAUUACUCACAGUGCACCAUCUUCCUGCUACCAUGGAGCCAUUUGGGAUUCAGUCAUGAAAGACAGGGUGCCAUGGUGGGGUUUUAUGCUUGAAUGGCAUUUACACUACAUUUAAAUGAACAGCAGGGGGCAGUAUGAAUUUGAGUAGACCACAGUCUCUGAGCUCCACAUCCCUCCAGACAGGUGUUGGAUGUGAAGAGCCCUUACAGGGUUAUGGUGCUCCUUACAUUGUGCUGUGCAGAAACCACGCCCAUUAUUUACAACAUGUUUAGUCAAAAUAAAUAAAUAAAUAA